CAGAGGGAAAAUCAGGAACACAGGACACCCCUGCCUCGGUCCCAGCCCUGGUUCUUGACCCCUGACCCUUCUUUCUCAACAUACGCGUGGCAGCAUCAUACGGAAGGGCAGGUUUUUCUCAUUGGAGCUCUGAAUGCCCAGGCCCCCUCUGCCAUGGCCAGCCGGGGUGGGGGCCGGGGUCGCGGCCGUGGCCAGCUGACCUUCAACAUGGAGGCUGUGGGCAUCAGCAAGGGGGAUGCGCUGCCCCCACCCACGCUGCAGCCUUCUCCACUCUUCCCUCCCUUGGAGUUCCACCCUGUGCCCCUGCCCUCGGGGGAGGAAGGGGAGUACGUGUUGGCACUGAAGCAGGAGCUCCGAGGGGCCAUGAGGCAGCUUCCCUACUUCAUCCGGCCAGCGGUCCCCAAGAGAGAUGUGGAGCGUUACUCAGACAAGUACCAGAUGUCUGGGCCGAUUGACAAUGCCAUCGACUGGAACCCUGACUGGAGACGUCUACCCCGGGAACUGAAAAUCCGUGUGCGGAAGUUACAGAAGGAGCGAACCACCAUCCUCCUCCCCAAGAGACCCACUAAGAGCACAGAAGAUAAGGAGGAAACAAUCCAGAAAUUGGAGACCCUGGAGAAGAAGGAAGAAGAAGUAACUUCAGAGGAAGAGGAGGAGAAAGAAGAAGAAGAAGAGAAGGAGGAGGAAGAGGAAGAGGAGUAUGACGAAGAGGAGCAUGAGGAGGAAACUGAUUACAUCAUGUCCUAUUUUGACAACGGAGAGGACUUUGGGGGUGACAGUGAUGACAAUAUGGAUGAAGCCAUCUACUGAAGAGGACCCUGAUCAGUACCUCACACUUCAUGUCUUUUUUGAGUCAGGUUACAGAGAGGCACUUGGCUUUGUGGACUAGCAGAUCAUUUGCUCACUGUCCAUCUAACCUAAUAGGAGGACAGACAGCUCUCUCCUGCCAGUCCCCUCUUUCUACCCCUUUAUCACUCUGAUAUCUUGGGGAAACGGCAAAGGACCCAUGUCUUCAUUGUAUGAAAAGGAAAAAGAAGGGUUUUAAUGGACUAGAGUGAUAGUACAGAGGAAAAGGCAUUUGCCUCGCCUGCAGCUGACCUGGGUUGGAUCCCUUGCAUCCCAUAUGGUCCCCUGAACACCACCAGGAGUGAUUCCUGAGUGCAGAGCCAGGAGUAACCCUUGAGCAGCACGGGAUGUGACCCAAAAAGCAAAGAAGAAGAAGAAGAAGAGUUUUAAAGAAGAAUAGGUGUUGUUAGGGCUGAGAAAGCACUGCAUAUGGCCCCCCGACUCAUUUUUUAACAGUUUGAUGUGGAGUUCAGUGUGAGUGCGAGCAGGUCAGUUUCAUAUUUUUAAAUAAAAGGUGUUUUUUUAAUCUGUUUCCUCUCUCAGCAAGGAAUCAAUGGGAGAGUGCUGAGAAGUGAAGGAGCUGACUAA
Messenger RNA from Sorex fumeus (smoky shrew), 1434 nucleotides. It is a transcript of the gene POLR3GL, whose product is annotated as RNA polymerase III subunit GL. The record is from RefSeq and is a predicted model, not a curated record. The transcript is spliced from 8 exons. NCBI's taxonomy places the organism in Eukaryota, Metazoa, Chordata, Mammalia, Eulipotyphla, Soricidae. Gene Ontology annotation, cellular component: RNA polymerase III complex. Gene Ontology annotation, biological process: transcription by RNA polymerase III. The coding region runs from base 154 to 810 and encodes 218 amino acids.